ACUGCCUGGGAUGGGUGGGUCGGGCGUGUGUCAAAGUGAAGGAGGAAGGGAUUGUGACAAAACGCCGGUGGCAUGUGGGCUGCAGGAUCCCGGAGGGGAGUGAAAAAUGAGCCCGGGGCUCUAUCUGUCAAAGGCUAUAGCCACAGGGCUGCCAGUGUUAAAGUAUCCUUUGUCACUUACUAGUGAAUUAAAGAUGUCCCUUUAAAACUAAAACAUGAAAAACUGGACCUAGCCAAAAAAUCGUUGGGGGUUGGGGAAGUAUGCUCACACUCUCUGGUCCUGGGGUCCGGGUGUAUGUUGGGGUCGGGGCGCAGUUGAAACCCUGAGAGCAGGAGUGUGCCCCCCCAACCCCCAAUCGGGGUGCCUAAGAGUGGAAGCGCUGCUGGUUCGGGCUCGGGAGCCCGGGAGCCUACGGAGAGGAGCGACCGCGUUUCGGCUGCAGUAAGCGGCAACAGCCGGACCCCGUGUGACCGGCGCCACCCGGGCCAAGGAGCGGGAUUUGCUCCGGAAAAGGCGCCGCCGCGGCCGGGGCCGCCCCUCCCCAGCCCGGGCUCCCGGCCCGCCCGCCGUCCCGGCCUCGCUGCGCGCCAGGAGCAGCUCGGCGGCGCGAGAGGCGACUGGGAGCGGCGGCCAGGCGGGCUGCAGCUCGGGCGACCGCGGAGGCGGCGGGCAGGGCGCGUGCGCACUGCAGGGGCGCCAGAUUUGGCGGGAGGGGGAGUGUCCAAACCUCUUUGUUUGAUGGCAUCUGUUUACAGAGUUACACUUUAAUAUCAACCUGUUUCCUCCUCCUCCUUCUCCUCCUUCUCCUCCUCCUCCUCCGUGACCUCCUUCUCCUCCCCUUUCUCCGGAGAAACUUCGCCCCGGUGGUGCGGAGCGCCGCUGCGCAGCCGGGGGAGGACGCAAGCAAGGCGGAGGGCAGCAGGAGGCGGCAACCGGUGCGGUCCCCGGGGCUCUUGGCGGAGCCCCGGCCCGCCUCGCCAUGGCCCGGAGACCCCGGCACAGCAUAUACAGCAGCGAUGAAGAUGAUGAAGACAUUGAGAUGUGUGACCAUGACUACGAUGGGCUGCUUCCCAAAUCUGGAAAACGUCACUUGGGGAAAACUAGGUGGACCAGGGAAGAGGAUGAAAAGCUGAAGAAACUGGUGGAGCAGAAUGGAACAGACGACUGGAAAGUCAUUGCCAAUUAUCUGCCUAACCGGACAGAUGUCCAGUGCCAACACCGGUGGCAGAAAGUGCUGAACCCUGAGCUCAUCAAAGGUCCCUGGACCAAAGAAGAAGAUCAAAGAGUGAUAGAGCUUGUCCAGAAAUACGGUCCGAAGCGCUGGUCUGUUAUUGCCAAGCACUUAAAAGGGAGAAUUGGAAAACAAUGUCGGGAGAGGUGGCACAACCAUUUGAAUCCAGAAGUUAAGAAAACCUCAUGGACAGAAGACGAAGACAGAAUCAUUUAUCAGGCACACAAGAGACUGGGAAACAGAUGGGCAGAAAUCGCAAAACUGCUGCCAGGACGGACUGAUAAUGCUAUCAAGAACCACUGGAAUUCCACCAUGCGUCGCAAGGUGGAACAGGAAGGCUACCUGCAGGAGCCUUCCAAAGCCAGCCAGACACCGGUGGUCUCUAGCUUCCAGAAGAACAAUCAUUUGAUGGGCUUUGCUCAUGCCUCACCUCCUCCAACUAGCCAGUCCUCAGUCAACGGCGAAUAUCCCUAUUAUCACAUCGCUGAGGCACAAAACAUCUCCAGUCACGUUCCAUACCCUGUCGCGUUGCAUGUAAAUAUCGUCAAUGUCCCUCAGCCAGCUGCUGCAGCCAUCCAGAGACAUUAUAACGAUGAAGAUCCUGAGAAGGAAAAGCGAAUAAAGGAAUUGGAGUUGCUCCUGAUGUCAACAGAGAACGAACUGAAGGGACAGCAGGCAUUACCAACACAGAACCAUACUUGCAGCUAUCCCGGGUGGCACAGCACCUCCAUUGUGGACCAGACCAGACCUCAUGGAGACAGUGCACCUGUUUCCUGUUUGGGAGAAAACCAUGCCACUCCGUCUCUGCCUGCAGAUCCUGGCUCUCUACCUGAAGAAAGUGCCUCGCCAGCAAGGUGCAUGAUCGUCCACCAGGGCACCAUUCUCGACAAUGUUAAGAACCUCUUAGAAUUUGCAGAAACACUCCAGUUUAUAGAUUCUUUCUUGAACACUUCCAGCAACCAUGAAAACUCGGGCUUAGAUACGCCUACUUUACCCUCCACGCCUCUCAUUGGUCACAAACUGACACCGUGUCACCGAGACCAGACUGUGAAAACUCAAAAGGAAAACUCCAUCUUUAGAACUCCAGCUAUCAAAAGGUCAAUCCUCGAAAGCUCUCCCAGAACUCCCACACCAUUCAAACAUGCCCUGGCAGCUCAAGAAAUUAAAUACGGUCCCCUGAAGAUGCUACCUCAGACCCCCUCUCAUGUAGUGGAAGACCUACAAGAUGUGAUCAAGCAGGAAUCUGAUGAAUCCGGAAUUGUUGCUGAGUUUCAUGAGAAUGGACCACCGUUACUGAAGAAAAUCAAGCAGGAGGUGGACUCACCCACUGAGAAAGCGGGAAAUUUCUUCUGCUCAAACCACUGGGAAGAGACCAAUCUGAGCACCCAGCUGUUCGCUCAGGCGUCUCCUGUGGCAGAUGCCCCAAAUAUUCUUACGAGCUCUGUUUUAAUGACACCCGUAUCAGAAGAUGAAGACAACGUUCUCAAAGCCUUUACCGUACCUAAAAACAGGCCCCUGGUGGGUCCCUUGCAGCCCUGCGUUGGAGCCUGGGAACCAACACCAUCCUGUGGGAAGACAGAGGACCAGAUGACGGCCUCCGGUCAGGCUCGGAAAUACGUGAACACGUUCUCAGCUCGGACUCUGGUCAUGUGAGACAUUUCCAGAAAAGCAUUAUGGUUUUCAGAACACUCAAAGUUGACUUUUGACUAUCAUUCUUCAGCAUGGAGCCCUCCGUGACUGAGGGGAGAUUCUAUUUUUUUGUUGUGGUACAACAGUUGAGAGAAGCACCAAGUGCGUUUUAGUCGCGCGAAAUCUGACUGGAUUUCACCCGACUAAAAAGGAUUUUUAAAAAAAAAAAAUUUAUGAAUAACAGUCUUACCUAAAUUAUUAGGUAGUGGAUUGUAACCACUUGUUAAUAUCAUAAUCAGAUUUUUUAAAAAAGAAAUGAUUUAUUUGUAUUUAGAAGAUCCAACAGAUCAGUAUUUUUGACUGUGGUGAAUUUUUAAAAAAAAAAAAUUUACAAAAAGAAAAUCCCAGUAUUCCAUGUAUCUCAAUCACUAAACACACGCAGAGAUAUUUUUUAAAAACCAGUAAAAGCAUUAUUAUGAAUGUUAGCUAAAUACCAAGUAAUACUUAACAGAACCUAUAAGAACUCAUUUGUGGUUAAUAAUUCGGGAAAUACAUUUAUUGUACUAAACCAUCUCAUGAGGAGAAUUUUGUUGUUAGCUUGCUUGAAAAAUUAUUACUGUAUGAAAUAGUUUUAUUAAAAGAUUAUAUUUUUAUUCAGUAAUUUAAUUUUGUAAAUGCCAAAUGGAAAAAAAAAUGUGUUUCGCUGCUAUGGUUUUAGCCUGUAGACAUGCUGCUAGUGUCAAAAGGUUGGUAGAGCUUAGAUGAAAAAAAAGAAAGAAAAAGAAACUUGGUGUUAGAUAAUGGACUAUGCACUAGUAUUCCAGACUUUUUUAUUUUUAUAAAUAUAUAUAUAUAUAUAUAUAUAUACCUUUUUCCUUUUGUAAUUGGAAAACUUAUUUGGGAGAAUUUUGCAUUUGUUGUACAUUUUCGUUUUUUAGAAAAAAAAUUUUUUUUUUGUUACUGUCAGUUUAUAAAAGCAUUGCACUUCUUUUCCUUUUUCUUUGGGAGAUUUUGUGUUGUUUAUGUCGAAUGUUGUGUUUUGAGUUCGGCCUGAAUGUCCGUCCGUUUGGGCACUUUCUGAGUUUGAUCAGCAUUCCCUGUAGAUUUCUAAGUGUAUGGCUCUGGAACUGCCCCGUGGCUCCUGUUUACAGGAAAGACUGCGCGUGGAAGUCAAUAGCCAGUUUCUGCCUUGAGGACAUUUGCAAGAAGGCUGGCCUUGAACUUCUGAAAAUGACGGUGUACCUACUGCCUUGUAGGAAAAUAAAGCUAUCCCCUUAUUUACGUA
Messenger RNA from Rattus norvegicus (Norway rat), 4145 nucleotides. RefSeq names its product MYB proto-oncogene, transcription factor (gene Myb). NCBI's taxonomy places the organism in Eukaryota, Metazoa, Chordata, Mammalia, Rodentia, Muridae. Gene Ontology annotation, biological process: negative regulation of megakaryocyte differentiation; negative regulation of DNA-templated transcription; T-helper 2 cell differentiation. Gene Ontology annotation, cellular component: nucleus; cytosol; nucleoplasm. The record is from RefSeq and is a predicted model, not a curated record. Gene Ontology annotation, molecular function: DNA-binding transcription factor activity; WD40-repeat domain binding; DNA-binding transcription activator activity, RNA polymerase II-specific.